This is a messenger RNA of Nicrophorus vespilloides, 2960 nucleotides long. RefSeq names its product tyrosine-protein phosphatase non-receptor type 11 (gene csw). The transcript is spliced from 12 exons. Gene Ontology annotation, biological process: protein dephosphorylation. The coding region runs from base 134 to 2068 and encodes 644 amino acids. Gene Ontology annotation, molecular function: protein tyrosine phosphatase activity. The record is from RefSeq and is a predicted model, not a curated record. Lineage: Eukaryota; Metazoa; Arthropoda; Insecta; Coleoptera; Silphidae.
GUUGGGUUCAUGCGCGAAACAAAAUGGCGCCCGCGGAUCCAGUUGUUUCAUGUACAUUUAAUAAAUCAUUGCAAUAGUAAUUUAACGAGUUACAUUAGUUCAUUGAUACAUACAAUAGUUACAUAAAAUAAAUAUGACUUCACGAAGAUGGUUCUGGCCAACCAUAAGUGGCCUAGAAGCUGAAACGAUUUUACUUCAAAGGGGAAAGGACUACAGUUUCUUAGCUCGACCCAGUUCCACCAAUCCAGGAAACUUUACCCUCUCAGUGAGGAGGAAUGGUGAAGUGACACACAUAAAAAUUCAGAAUUCUGGUGAUUUCUAUGAUUUGUAUGGUGGAGAGAAGUUUGCAACCUUAUCAGAUUUAGUGCAGUUUUAUAUGGAAAACCAGGGCCAACUGAAAGAGAAAAAUGGAGAAAUAAUUGAAUUAAAGUAUCCACUAAAUUGUGCUGAUCCAACAACAGAGAGGUGGUUCCACGGUCACCUGUCCGGAAAAGAAGCGGAGAAAUUAAUUCUGGAGCGUGGCAAGAAUGGUAGUUUUCUAGUACGCGAGAGUCAAUCGAAACCGGGCGAUUUUGUUCUUUCCGUCAGAACCGAUGACAAAGUGACACACGUUAUGAUAAGAUGUACACAGGAUAACCGAUACGAUGUUGGCGGUGGCGAAAAAUUCGAUAGUUUAGCGGAGCUUAUCGAGCACUACAAGAGAAAUCCAAUGGUUGAGACAACUGGAACGGUCGUGCAUUUGAAGCAACCCUUCAAUGCCACACGAAUCAACGCUAGCGGUAUACACAAUCGAGUCAAACAAUUGCAGGAGGAGAGAUAUGAAACUACUGGUAAAAUGGGCGGAUUUUGGGAAGAGUUUGAAUCUUUGCAGCAUCAAGAACAAGAAAAGCAGUAUUCGAGGAACGAGGGAAUCAAACCGGAAAACAAAAACAAAAAUAGAUACAAAAACAUAUUACCAUUUGAUGAGACUCGAGUAAAAUUGAAGAACAUCGAUCCAGAAGUGCCCGGUGCUGAUUACAUAAAUGCCAACUACAUACGUUGGAAGGCUGACGAUAAUUUAGGUUUUAGCGACUACAGUGAUCCCAAUAAUAAAGUUUACAUAGCUACACAAGGCUGUUUACCAUCUACAAUUCCCGAUUUUUGGGAAAUGGUGUGGCAGGAAAACUGUCGUGUUAUUGUUAUGACAACCAAAGAGACAGAGAGAGGAAAGAACAAAUGUGCCAGAUAUUGGCCAGAGGAAGGUGAUUCAAAAGAGUAUGGACAAAUCAAAGUAAAGAAUUUAAUAGAAAACUCCAAUGUACACUACACACUCAGAGAGUUCCUAGUGACUAUGGAGGAUUGCGCAACUGAGAGGAAAGUGUUUCACUACCACUUUCAGGCUUGGCCGGACCACGGUGUCCCGUCCGAUCCAGGAGUGGUGCUUAAUUUCCUGCAAGACGUAAACAAACGACAGGAGGCUUUGGGCCAGGAAUUACCAGAUAACAGCGCUCCAGGAGCCGUCCUCGUCCACUGUUCAGCAGGCAUAGGUCGCACGGGAACGUUCAUUGUUAUUGAUAUGAUUCUGGACCAAUUGAAGAAGCACAAUCUCGAUUGUGAAAUCGAUAUACAGCGCACGGUGCAGAUGGUGCGCUCGCAAAGAUCCGGAAUGGUUCAAACCGAGGCACAAUACAAGUUCGUAUAUUUGGCUGUAAAACACCACAUUGAAACAACCACUGAAAGAAUUAAGGCUGAUCAAAAAUGCAUGCAGAUGGGUAGGGAGUAUACGAACAUAAGAUAUAGCAGUGAUUUAAACACGUUGACCAAUAGUCUCAGCGGUAUUGGCAGUUCGUUGUCAUUGACAACUAACCGAUCGUCUAUCAGUUUGCCAUUUUCGCCACCUCCCACGACUCCUUCAAAUGUGCGCGAUGGCAAGAAGAUAAGCCGCGAAAUGUUGCUUCCCAGGCCACCAGAUGACCUUCCCAGAUCCAAACUGUAUGAAAACAUUCCCGUAAAAGAGCCUAAAUUGUCUGUGGUUAAUUUGGCGUCCAGUCAUUGCGUGGCGCCGCCCCCGCCACCUAGAAAAACGUGACGCAAACACCAUAUUCUCCUUAUACUAUAACUUCUAAGUAGAUUUUAUUGAUAUACGUUCCAUUUAUAUAUUUUUUUAAUUUUAUUUUCUCUUUGAUAUUAAAUCAAUGUGCAAUUUGAGGAAAAAUAUAUAUAUAUUAAAAAAAAUCUAGCAUAUCUGUGUAAAAGACAAAAAUCGCACCCAAGUAUAAAAUGUAUUUACGCUUUAUUCAAUGUGUGGAAAACUUAAUACAUGUAAUAUAUAUAUAAUAUGUUGCCGAUUGAUUUAUAUAUAUAUAUACAAAAAUAUAAGAUAUAAAUUAUUUAUUUAUGCUAAUGUUUUAAGCUUUGCUGUGAAAAAUAAUGAAUAUAUAAUAUCUGUUGGUUCGAAAUGGAUUGGAGAGAGACCAAAAAAUUGUCUGGUGCUUACUGUUCUCUUGAGAAGAUCUUUUAUUGUAAGUUUGUAUUGUUUAUGUUUCUCUUUUCAUUAUUGUUGAUUAUUGCCGCUACGUUUCUUCAUACUUGCGUUGUGUCAGUUUAUAUUAAAAUAUGUACAUAAAUUUAAACUACUACAGAUAUAUAUGUGUACAUGUCCAUGCAUGUAUCAAUUGUUGGUUCUGUGUGUUUUUUUUGCUUCUUGAGAAAUUGUCGAGGAGAUAUGUAUAUUAUAGGAACUAUGACAGGAAAAGACGACUGGAAAAUCAAGAAGUGAGAUGAGAGAUAUAUCGGAGAAAUUUUAUUGGGUAAAGAGAUGUUUUUAUCAGAUCGAAUAUAUAUUAUAUAUUUAUAAAAGUGAUUUUUUUUAAAUUUUUUUUUACUAUUUUGAUCUUCUGGUUGGCCCGGAAGUGAACAAUUUUAUAUGGUAUUCUUAUGUAAUUUAUUAUGUGAGAUUAAAGUGAAUGUUUUUUUAAAAA